GCUCUCUAAUGUUUUGUUUCAAAAAAAAGAGUGGCUGGGAUACUUGCUUUUUCCCACAUGACAAUUUUUGUACACUUUGCUGUGUGGCUUUCCCUGAUGGAGACCCUGGCUGGUGUAAGGGCAAAUUGCUACAUAGUCGCAUUGGUUGCAGUAUCCUCUUAAAGUUGGCAAUAUAAUAAAAGAAUUCGAAAGUACUGAGGACCGACUUCAAACCACAUUGGAGAAAGAAAUUGCAGUAUGUAUGAAUACAAAAUUUGUGACCACCGCUGUCAUCAGUUGGUUUUUCUAACCUUUACUGCACUAAGAAUUAAAGACUGGGUGAUUUAGGGUUAGUUCUCAUGAACUGCAGCCCAUUUCUUGCAGAAGCCCACAGAAACAUGAAAUCUGCACUUGGUUAUAAAGACAGCUAUUGGAAGUGAGGGUGAGCUACAUCCUGCUGCUGGUAGGAGCUUAGAGGCAGACAUCCACUGCCCUCCAGGGAAAGGGUUCCUUGUCUACUUAAAGAGAAUGUAUUCAACUUGGAACAGCACAGUUUUUCUGAAGAUGUCUUUCUAAAACAAAAAGAAAUUAUGAAGAAUUAACUUACAAGGUGAUGCAACAAGACAGUAGACUGCAUUUCUACUAUUAUUGGUGUAAUAGGUACCUGAACAUCUGAUCCUGCCAUAAAAAUUAUCUUCUCAAAACUAAUCUUCUCUUUUACUUUGCAGACCAUGUUAUCUAAAGGAAAAACAUAGCAACCCUGGCAGGUAAAUUGCCCAGCAUUGUGUCAUCAAGUAUCACCUCCCAUUUAGUUUUCUAUAAAAGCCAUUAGCUAGCAAUGAUCACAGUGAUAAGGCAGCUUACAGUAUCCUUUCCCUCCUUACUGAAAUAAGCACAGCCUCAUGGACCAGCUGGGGAGAUUCACUCAAUUUGAUGCUGAAGAGCAAGCAGGAAGGACCAGGACCUUAAUAAUCAGAUGUUUAGCGUUUUACAGCAUCCUGUGCUAUGUCAAAAAUCCAAUCUUUUCCCAUGGAAAUGGAACUACUCAUUUAUAUUGGAAAACUGGAUCAGAUUCGACUGUACUUAACAAAGAAACUUCUGCCACGCUUGGAAGACAGAAGGAAGUAUCGUCAGGAGUUUGCCUCAUCCACAUCGUUCCAUGGAGUGCAUAAAAUUGUUCAAACACAGAGCAGCACACGCAGAGUGCUGUGGCUGCUAGUAGUCACAGCCUGUCUUGGCAUCGUCAUCUGGCAGAUCUGCAGUCGCUUUAACUACUACUUCAGCUGGCCAACCACCACUACAGUGGUAGUUCAGCAUGUGGAAAAUGUCAAAUUCCCUGCUGUGACUUUUUGCAACCUGAACAGGUUUCAAGCUCAUGCAGUGAGUAACCUUCAAAUCAUUUUUUCCCUUUGGAACAUUGUGUUUGGAAUUGUCCAAACAUUUUCUAUGGAAGACAAAUAUUUCCAAGAGCUAAAUGGCUUCCUUCUUGGAAACCAAAACUUCAGCAUUAAAGAGUUCACAAGGGAAAACGGAUUUUAUCUGAAUGGCAGCACACUGCUAGAAUGUGAAUUUUUUGGGAAGACAUGUCACCCAGAGGAUUUUGAACACAUUUUCACUGAAUAUGGAAACUGCUUCACUUUUAAUCACAACGACCUUCCAGCAAGAAGUGUGAGCUUGUCUGGAAGAGGCUUACAUUUACUUUUUGAUGUCCAACAGAAGCAAUUCACCGAUGACCCUGCCCUCGGUUACACUGAUGCUGGUAUCACAUUUGUUAUCCAUUCACCCAAGGAGAUGCCACGCUUUGAUGGGUUAGGUUUGCUAACACCAGUCGGCACGCAUGCGCAGGUCGCGAUUCAGCAGCUGAAGUCAAUCAUUCAAGAAUAUCCAUGGGGAGAGUGCAAGCCUGAUAUCAAACUUCAGUACCAGGAUAUUUACACUACUAAUGGCUGCUUGCAGGAAUGCAAGGCCUGGUAUAUACAGGAUUGGUGCGGCUGUUCACCUUUUAUCCUUCCAGGAAAUGGAAUAGAGUGUGAUUUAAUGAAGUCUUACAAUUGUGUUUAUCCUGCAAUCCAUGAUAUAGAGGUAAAAGGAUUAUGUACAGUAGGAACCCACAACUCCACUUGCCCUGCCCCAUGUGAAGAAACACAUUACCCUACCACUGUCACCUAUUCAAGUUUUGGAGGAGAAAAUGCCAUUAAAUACAUUUCUGCAAAGCUGAAGAAGAGUCCAGAGUACAUCAGGAAGAACCUUGUGACUAUUGACAUUAAAUACGAUGAUCUGAGCUACAGAAUAACUCAGCAGCAGAAGGCCUUGACCAUACCUGAGUUGCUCGCUGAUGUAGGUGGUCAGCUUGGAUUGUUUUGUGGUGCCAGUAUGAUUACACUCAUAGAACUGCUCGAGUAUAUUUUUACCAAUUUCUUCUGGAUGUGCCUCUUUCUUCUACUGAAAGCUCCUGAAAUACCUCAGUGGAAUAAUCCACCCCAUGACCAACCAACGCACGUGGAAAAAAAGAGGAGAAUACAGGAAUGUUAAUGGCUUGGAGAGACACAAAACUAGUUGUUUCUCCAACUUCCCUUCAUCUCUAAAAUAUAAAGGAGACAGUAAUACCUUCCACCGCACCCUUCCCUUGUACUCCUUAUCCUUCCUGUUUUAUUUAGUGCCUACUAUUUAACUGUGCUAGAUAAUUUUAAGGAAAGAACUUUGGAAAGCCUCACCUUCUUCAUAUAAAGAAAAAUCUAAUACUUACCUAAGAUUUUAUUUUAAAUUGCCAUUUUAAGAAAAAAAUCAUAGAAAAACACUACAGACAUUCAAUGCAACCUUGUACUUUUGACUUAUGCCUUCUGGGUAAAGAGAAAUAACACUCAUGCUAAAGUAUUACACCAGAAGUUCCCUAACCAUUAUAAAGAUGUAUAUUGCUGUGCUGAAAAAAAGUAGAUUCCUUAUUACUGACAAAGGCUUCAUUAUAAGGCUUACUUCUUCCAGCAAAGGACAGUGUAGCUUUGCCUAUCAGAAUCAGGAAGGUGCCUAGCAUCAAUAAAUUCUACAGCAAAUUGUCUGUUUGCCAGUAAAUGGAAAACAAACAUCUCAUGAGUCUGCCAACUACUAAAAAUGCAAAACUGAGAAACUUAGAGCAACGUAGUUAGCAAGAGGAUUAACACAGGCCAAGUUCACACUGUUGGACUCUGGAGACAGCAAACAAACUUGCUUUCCCUCUAUUCUUUUUAAUGAGCAUCCACAGCUGUAAGACAUACAGCAGAAUUAUAAUUUAAUCACAGAAAAGAUUCAUUUGUUAAGGCAAUGGAGGUACUGACCUCAUAUUUUAUAGGCUCUACUGACAGAGUUAUCACUGCUGGAGGCAAUAGAACUUAUGGAUGGCUCAGUAGGACUGAGCAGCAUAAUUUCAAUGUUAAAUGGAUAAAAAAGAUGAAAUGCUUAAUUUAAUUCUUACUCUUGCUUUUAGUAGGAUUUAUGUGGCUUCAGUGCUGAAUCAUGCUUUCCAUGUUUUGUUGCUCUGGAUUUUCUCUCUCUAGAUUUUUGUUGUGUUUCCCUGUGCACAAUAUUCAUUUUCACACUCUUGGGCAGCAGAUCAGAGUAUCAGAGUACAAGAAAGAAAGCCAUAUAAUCUAACAGAGAGAGAAUCUGUAAUGAAAUUUUGUUUGGGGGGGAGGCUGGAAAUGCUUUGAGACUUGUGUCACAUCUUCUGAAAAGUUUCACUGGCCAAUUUCCCUUUUUUUAAAAACAAAAACAAAAAACAAACUACAUUCACAAGAUUACUGCUGCAAUGUAUGUGUCAGACAUCUCUAAAGGAGCAACAGAGAAGUAAGGAUUUAUUCAAAGAGAAAAGGAAUGAUCUGGACUAAAGAACCC
This is a messenger RNA of Centrocercus urophasianus (Greater sage-grouse), 3846 nucleotides long. RefSeq names its product acid sensing ion channel subunit family member 5 (gene ASIC5). Gene Ontology annotation, cellular component: membrane. The coding region runs from base 985 to 2511 and encodes 508 amino acids. Gene Ontology annotation, biological process: sodium ion transmembrane transport. NCBI's taxonomy places the organism in Eukaryota, Metazoa, Chordata, Aves, Galliformes, Phasianidae. The transcript has 13 exons. The record is from RefSeq and is a predicted model, not a curated record. Gene Ontology annotation, molecular function: ligand-gated sodium channel activity.